GCCGUAUCUAUUCUCAGUAAGAUUGACGAUCGUGCCCGUGGAUUGAGGUUCUCUUGGGUCGUGGCAGCCCAGUUGAUGUAGGUGUAGUAUGAGUAUCUAUUAAGCACACGAACAAUGGGACAAAAAAAUUCUCGGCAGGAGACUAUUGCGCAGAUCGAGCAGUGCCGGUUGUUGCGCGAGUUGGCAACGUGGGCCCUCACUGAGGACUACCACGUCCUGCAGCCGAGCUCAUCUACUUCUACGAAGAAGUCAAGUCCAAGUGCCAGUGCUGUCGCGGCGUCUUCGCGAGCACCAAGGUCUGAAAGCGAAAAAGGCAUAGCUUCAUCUACUUCUACAACAACUGCAAUUGCUCUUGGCGAGGCAGACCCUGAAGCCGUGGCGCGAUGUAUUCGAAAACUAGGCCGAAGCUGCCACGCAGCGGCAGAACGACAUGUUGAAGAACGCAAAAAAUUAGAAGAAGUAGAUGGACAGCACAGCAGCUCGUCCGAGAGGAAUUUCGGAGGAGGUCGGGGGCGUGCUGAUAAUCUUUACCCUGCUGGAUCAUAUGCUCCUUCGAGCGCCACAGCCUCUGUUCGCGAACCAGCAGAGUCAGCGUUUCGAUCAUCGACUUCGUCAAGACAUGAUCAUCAGCGGGAGGAUAACGAGGAAGAUCUGGAGGAGCUUAUUCUGAACACUCGAGAAGUUUUUGCCAGCAGUACGCCGCAGCAAUCGAGCGCAGGGGACCAUGCGCGAAAGACGGAGGAGCUCGUGGAGAGAUACGGGCAACUGAUUUUGGAUCUUUCGCCCCCCGAUAUGAAGGCAGUUCGCUUCAGGCUCGUUCCGCAGCGAAUGAAAGAAGCCCUCUUUUGGCGUUGUUACUUCCACUUGUUGAGAAACCGAUUGAACACUCAUGCCGACGCAAUCUUUUUGUCGAUACCUGCUGCUGGUGAGCAAGAAUAUGUGCACGGCUAUGCCGGAGCUCGAGCCCCCGCUGCAUCAUCUGUUGAAAAUGCGCCAGCACGUAAAAAUUCUGCACCAAACAAAAUUGAAUCGACCUUGCGGCCGCCAAUAUCGGCGGAUAGCUGGGGCUCUGGCAUUGGUGGAAACGUAAAUAAUGUAGUAGAGCUUCAAACUGUUGUAGGAAAAGCGAGAAUACUGUCGUGAUCGCUGUGGCGAGCUGUGUAUUAUGCCGCAGCCGCUCCGGAGACAGGAUGGCGCCUUCGAAGGGGAGAGCCGAUACUGAUUCACGGAACAGGUGGACACCGGUAAAGCAAAAAGAAGAAUCAGUAGAAGUGAUGAAAGUGAAAGCAUCAGUUGAAGGCCACCAAAACCAGUACGGGCAAAUUCAAUGUCGAACCUGAAGGCCACGAAGCACAGCCACAGCUGCGCCAGCAUAUCAAUCCCUUAAAUUAAUUUUCAGGGUCAUCGCAUUCGCAUCCAUCCAAGUCCAUCCUCGUGAACUUUCACUUUCAUGCUGAGAGUCAAAUGGACCUGAAUGUGAAUAUAUAACUUUGACCCUCCUCUGCUGAAACAGCGGCCGCGAAUGCGAAACAAUAAGCCUUAUUAGACAUGAGGAGCUCCUGAAUGACCUAAUUCAU
Messenger RNA from Amoebophrya sp. A120, 1577 nucleotides. The record is from the annotation of a GenBank genome assembly. Lineage: Eukaryota; Dinophyceae; Syndiniales; Amoebophryaceae.